CCUCCCACCGCUGGAACAGCUGCAUCAAGUCAGUCGAACACAGGCAAGAAACACCGGAAGUGGUGCUCUGCCUUCAAAGUAAAGGGAGAGAAUGUGACACGAUCGGGUGGAAGGGACGAGUAUCGGAGGGAUUAGAACAGGAUUUGUUCGACCUAAAACAUCUGAUGGAGGGGACAGCCUCAACAAAGAAGACACAGGCAGCUACAAAAUGCAAAUGCAAAGUGAAUAACAUUUCCCCUGAAUUGUAUCUUUAUUUUGAAACGUGCAACUGGAUAUGACUUUGUAUAUUGGCUGGCUUCACGUUGAUGUCGCUGUACAAAACAUACAGUGUAGACCUGCCAGCUCCGCGUUUAUGAACUCAUCUCCUCCGGAUCAGCCUUUAAACACCACCCUGAGGUAUGGAGUGUUUGUAGUGGAGGAGCAGGAUCACACACACACACACUGGAUACUUUCAUCACACUCUUUUGGACUUGGACACUCCUUUUUCUGUUUGUGUUUGUAUGUUCGCUGGAUGUGGAUCACAUUCAGGAGGGAUCCCAGCAGACAUCCCCUGGUGGUUUGUGUUUAGGAAAUGGCAACUGCUCUCAGUGGCCGAAACCCCGGCGGACGUGGACAACAGCGAAGUAAGGGUCGGAUUUUAGGUAUCAUUGACGCCAUCCAGGAUGCAGUGGGACCUCCGAAACAAGCAGCCGCCGACCGCAGGACUGUGGAGAAGACCUGGAAACUCAUGGAUAAAGUUGUCCGGUUGUGCCAAAAUCCCAGACUCCAGCUAAAAAACAGUCCUCCAUACAUCCUGGAUAUCUUACCUGACGCCUACCAGCACCUGCGGCUUAUACUGGGCAAAUAUGAGGAGAACCAGAGACUGGCACAGCUCAGUGACAAUGAGUACUUUAAAAUCUACAUCGAUAGCCUUAUGAAGAAAUCCAAACGGGCCAUCCGGCUCUUCAAAGAGGGAAAGGAAAGGAUGUAUGAGGAGCAGUCACAGGACAGGAGGAACCUGACCAAGCUGUCUCUGAUCUUCAGUCACAUGUUGGCUGAAAUCAAAGCCAUCUUCCCUGGAGGACAGUUCCAUGGGGACAUGUUCAGGAUCACCAAGGCUGAUGCCGCUGACUUCUGGAGGAGAUUUUUUGGAGAAAAGACAAUAGUGCCAUGGAAAGUCUUCCGACAGUGCCUUCACGAACUGCAUCCCAUCAGCUCGGGCCUGGAAGCCAUGGCCCUCAAAUCCACCAUCGAUCUCACCUGCAACGACUACAUUUCUGUGUUUGAGUUUGACAUCUUCACACGUCUUUUCCAGCCAUGGGGAUCAAUUCUGAGAAACUGGAAUUUCCUAGCAGUGACACACCCCGGGUACAUGGCCUUCCUUACCUAUGAUGAAGUCAAAGCCCGACUGCACAAGUACAUCAACAAGCCUGGAAGUUACAUCUUCAGACUGAGUUGUACUCGGCUGGGCCAGUGGGCCAUCGGUUAUGUGACUAAUGAUGGGAACAUACUGCAAACCAUCCCCCACAACAAGCCACUGUUCCAGGCCCUCAUCGAUGGCUACAGGGAGGGCUUCUACUUGUUCCCUGAUGGUCGCAGUUACAAUCCUGACCUCACUGGUUUAUGUGAGCCGACGCCUCAUGAUCACAUCAAAGUCACACAAGAACAGUAUGAGCUCUACUGCGAAAUGGGCUCCACCUUCCAGCUUUGUAAGAUCUGCGCUGAGAACGACAAAGAUGUCAAAAUCGAACCUUGUGGUCACCUGAUGUGCACUUCCUGUCUUACAGCUUGGCAGGAAUCAGAUGGUCAGGGUUGUCCGUUCUGCCGUUGUGAGAUCAAAGGCACAGAGCCCAUCAUUGUGGAUCCCUUUGACCCACGAAAUGAGGGCACCAAGUGCUUCUUCCUGGACCAGCACAGCUGCCACAUGCUGGAGCUGGAUGACGAGGAAGACCGAGAGGACUGCCUGGUCAUGAAUGGACUUGCCAACAUCAGGAAGCACUGUGCCGAGCGCCAGAACUCCCCCAUGGUGUCUCCCAGCUCUUCACCUGUCAGCCAACACAGGAAAGCCCAUAUAGGGGACCCCGGUCAUUGCGUCCAGCACCUUGGCCUUCCUCCUGUCCCGCCACGACUUGACCUCAUCCAGAAAGGGGCCAUCCGCUCCCCGUCUGCCAGUCCCACUGCCUCUCCAAAGUCUUCACCAGGCAUGUCCAGGAAGCAGGACAAGCCUCUCCCAGCCCCACCUCCCCCUCAGAGGGAUCCACCUCCACCGCCUCCACCUGAGCGACCUCCUCCCAUUCCUCCAGAGUCACGCCACUCUUGGCUUCCCAGUUCCUCUUCCACGUCCUCUUCUACUGGGGCACUGUCAGACAACCAGAUGACCCCUGAGACACGCUGUACCAAAGACAACCAUUUGGCAGAUGCCCACAGGCCUGGACUAGAACACCAGCUCCAGCUGGGACCUGCCGGCCCCUCUCACCUGAACGGAAGACCCCUCAGUUGUCCGUCUGCAGGAUUUGGAAGGUUACAUCACAGAAUGGAGGGGACAGGAAACCGAGAGAGCUCAAAGCCCUUCUCUAAUGGCGUGCCAGUCAGUGAUGAGUAUGAUAUCUUUCCUUCAAGGCUCUCGCCAAGUCAGUCCUCACUUGCCAGUAGCCACAAAGCCUCCAACCCUUUCAGUAGUCCUGUGCAAGAAAGACAGCAGAGGGCGAUGGAGAGGCUGGAGGAUGACUAUCAAGUCCCUUCAUCCAACCUCUGUCUGAGCCAGGCUCCAAUCUGCAUCUCUGUGCCCAGCAGGCACUUGGAGAAUGGCUCCACAGAACCCUGCACUGAGGAGAAGAAGCAGCAGUUCCCUGAGACUGGUAGACACUCAGAAUCGGUCAGGGAGUUGGUCCCGGGGGCAGCAAAUACUGACCUCUGCUCCUUCAACACCAACCAGUCACCCUCCAACUAUGACAUCCUGCUGCCCCCCCAAGCAUUAGAAGAGCUCUUCAACAGCCGCCCUCCAUCCCAGCCUCCCCCUCCUCCUCCUCCUCCGCCGGCGCGACACAGCUUUACUGACCUCUUCUCAUCUCUGCCGUCCUCAUCCUGCAACUCGUCCACGUCCUCCUCCACCUCUGUUAUCCCACGACCACACAGGCCCUCCUCCGGACAUUUACUGUUAACCCCUGACACAGUGUUUGACAUGCUGAACAGUGCUGCUCCCCUGCCUCCAGUCCGACGACACACAGAAAAUGUUAAAGGCUCCAGAGGCUGCCUUGAAUACGACCAUUUACCAGUAUUGAUGGACUGUUCGCAGGCCCCUGCCAGGCCACCCAAGCCACUGCCCAGGAAGAUCCCUCCAGACAUCCAGCCAGGCAAACCCCACAGCAUGGAGUCCGAGACCGUAGACGCCAAGAUCGCCAAGCUGAUGGGAGAGGGUUACUCCUUUGAAGAUGUGAAGCGGGCGCUAAUGAUUGCCCAGUACAAAGUGGACGUGGCCCGAAACAUUCUGCGAGAAUUUGCCUUAGUGGCCCCGAGACUGAACCUCUAGUCCUUGAGACGGUGAAAGGGGAGCACAAGAAUGAAGCUGUGCCUCUGAAUGCACUCAACAAAAAGAGCUUCUCCGUUCUCCUUGGCCUCAGACCAUUGGAAAAACCUAUGGUCAUCAGAGAAAAGAACGAUUUCAAGAAUGAUUUGCCUUUUGUUGCCGAACAGAGAUGACGAUGCACAACAAAGUGGCUAAAACCAAAUCAUGUCAGAACUUAGAGAAUGAAAAGUGAUUUAAACCUGUGAAAAAAAGAAACAGGCUUGUUGUCGUUUAUAUUGAGCUUUGCCAGGGCUGGCUUCUGGUUUUCAAAUGCUCUGGUUUGAAUUGGACUGCUGGACUGGCUAUUUGAAAGCCCCGAUCCUGCUACUGCUGCUAAUGUUCCUUUCACAUCCUGUCACCCUCCAGUCAGUAUUUUGAAGGGCUUUUCAAAAGAGCUAGACAUUUCCUGCCCAGUUUAGCCUCCACGCUCACACAGUUAUAAGUGAUCAUUUGUAUUUACAGCCAGUGGGGGGAGCCAGACUCCACUGUUUCUCUAAUUGUAUUUCUCACUCGCCACUUGGCGCUGUCUCCUACUUCUUCCUGUUCUUUGCCUUGUGUGUUGCCCAUCAGAGAAUACUCCACUGUUUGCACAGUCUGGCUGAUGCGUAGGUCUUAACAAGGUCUGGUGAGUUGGGAGUGGAUAGAUGGAGCCAGAGGAUGCCUUAUUGAUUCACUUGUUUCCCCCAGACCUUCACAAAACCGCACCACAGCUCCAGAGGAGCACUCUUGUUAGACUUAUUUUGACAAGAAGUGUAAAGCAACAAGAGAGAGUGUGUGUUUGUGUUUGUGUGUGUGUGUGUGUGUGUGUGUGUGUGUGUGUGUGUGUGUGUGUGUGUGUGUGUGUGUGUGUGUGUGUGUGUGUGUGUGUGUGUGUGUUUCUGUUCUUCGACCAGAGGAUUAAUCAGCUGAGGCCUUUUUUAAUUACAUUCUUCAUCUGAGGAUAGCAAGCCUCUGAAUGUAUUUGUUCUGCAUGAGUGAGCUAUACCUUUGUACACUCUGCUUCCUCUCAGACCCGGUGUUGCCCUAAAGUGAUUAAGUGGUUUAAAUUGUUCAGUGUUUGUGGAAAAGGUUUAAAUCCUCCUCAAUUACUUCAAGUCAAAAGCCAGACAUUUGUGCCUGCAUUUUAACUCAAGCAUUUAAAUGACAGGAGUGAACCUGUUGUGUAGAUCAGCGAGCCAGACAUCGUGUGUUAGAGCUCUGAGGUGACGGUGCUCAUUAGUCGUCACGCUGCAGAUUCCUAUCUCCACUUCAAAAAACAGCCAUCAUUGUGGAAGUGGCCACAUUGUCCCCACAUGAAGAACGCUCACUCUGAUGUGGAGUGCAAGUCACUGACAGCUCCGCAGCAGUUCUUCUUUUUCUUAUUAUCUCAGAUUCUUCUGUAAACACAACAGACCUGAACUGCACAGCUUUCAAACUAUGAGAGCUGUCAUAUGCACCUUCAGAAUCAGCUGUAUUUCUCCCUAAUAUGUCACCUAUGCAUAUAGUGGAUUAGCUCAAACGUAAAACAGUGAUGUUGUUAUUCCCUCAGUAAGAGGGAAGACGGGGGCUAUGUUUACAUGAAUGAUACUCUUUCCUUUUUAUUCAUUCUAUUUUCAUAGCAAUUAGGCAACCAGUUCAUUUCAAUAUAUAAUUCUGGACUGGAGUUAGGUGUUGAUCUAUGGAAACACGGUGCCAACAAAGUCUCAGGCAGUCUGUCCACAGAGCACCAGUGAGUCCUGAUGAUCGACAAGCUCCAUUCAGAGGACGCACAGCAUCUUCAACCCAAACCUGUCUUAUCAAACGCUCACAAGCCAGACUUCUUUCAAACAACUGGGUUUACAGAUCUCAGCAAUUUGGAGAGUACAGUGUUAUUCUUACUGAUGGAAAGGAUACCAUAACAACAGCAAAGAGACUCGAGCAGUAAAAGAAAGGAAAUCACUUCAAGGUGAUUUGUGUAGUUUCCUCCGUCGCUGAAUGGGACUUGUCAGGAGUGCUUGUAGUUUGCCACCACAGUGAAGAGAUGGGUCAGAGGCAGCUGGUUAAAAUGCUAACAUUGAUAGAUAUGGAAGAAAAACAAGCUUUAAAAUUGGUGUUGUUUUCCACAGCUGGAUACAGAUAGUGAGUGAAGGAAAGAAGUUUGAUGAUGAACAUUUCCUCUUGCUUCAACAACAGUCACAAAAAGGUUGGUUUCAGAAAAAGAAAUGAUUGUGUAUUAGAAUUUAUUGUCUGGUAAAUGAUGGGCUAGCAGAGAUUGACAGCUUACAUACUUACUUUGCUUAAUGACAGUACAAUGUGAUGUGUUGAUGUGGUGUUAACUAUGGUGUCUAACUACUGUGUAACAGGACUGUAGUACGGUUUAUUGUCGUAACGGUUGAUGGAGCCAACUGAGCUGGAGACUGAAUGUUGUUUAUGAUCAAAUAAGAAGUCAGAGCAGACUGUUUGGACCGUGUUUGGACUCCCUUGUUUAGUGAGUGAGUCCAGCUUAAUACACACUUAGAGAACGACGCAGAGCAUUGACCCAUUUUCACCUCCACGCUCAUUUUUCCUGAAGCCAUUCUAAGGCUCUCAAAAUCAAUUUGGAAAGACAUAUUGAGGUUUUCUUCACAGAGGGGCUUUAAACUGCUAAUUGAAUAUGUCUGUGAUCGAGCUUCCUCCAACCACAGAAAACAGAGAGCUUCUGAUCAAGUAUUGAAUAGUGUGGCUGCUAAGAUGGAAAUGAAAAGGUUCAGUUGGGACAUCUUGAUAAUACAGCAGGAGGAAGUCAGAAUCCCAGUUCUAAUAACACAGCUCACGUCUGCAUAAUGUGAUGGUGUGAAUUCAAACAUGAAAGUACUGUUUGCCUGAGUGAUGUGUUCAUCUGUGCAAAUAAGCCAGGCCUCUUCACAGGCUUCUCCUAAUUACAAUAUGAUCUAAACCCCGAUCGAUAUUUAGAUCUUAAAUGGACUGAAUUUGUAUGGUGCUUUAGAGCCAGUCUUAUCGACCACACUUGCUUUACAGUACACUUCGCAUUUACUCACUGAUACUUACACAUACAUUCUGUGGUUCUUUAUCACACAUUUAUUCGUACACUGUCACCACAGCCAUCAGGGACCAUCCCUCUCUACCUCCUGAGCCACAGCCACUCUAAAACCAGCUCAGUGACCAGGUCAGUUGCUGUGUGCAUAGGUGGGUGUAACCCUCUGAGAACCAUACAGCACUGUGUAAUCAGGACCAAAUAACCAUGAGUGAACGUGCUCUUAAAGUCUACAACGUGGAAGUCACAAAACGCAUACUGUUUUAUUAUCUCAGUCACUGUGACAGAAAACAGACAAUGGACGACUCCUCGUCUGACCCACAUCCCUCCACCCAUUCGUCCCACUGUCAUCUCUCCCUUUCUUUUCUGAGCAGCACUUUAAAGGAGGGCUGCAGUUUAAAAUGUACAUAUGUUAAUAACAUGGCCUAGGACAGUCCAGAGAGAGUUUGUGAUAAUGAGCGUUGCUGUGCGCAAGAUGGAAGUCUGAGAAGCACGUCUCUAAUCAGUGGGUCCACAGUUUAAACACAUUCACAAAACCUUGUUUACCACCAUCAUGCUGUAUUUUAAUGCAGCACACCAGUAAAGUAUGUCAACAAAACAAAAACACACAUGUAACUGUAUAAUUAGGCACUUAGAUAAUACCUAGUCAUCAGCUAAGCAGCUUUAUACUCCUUGAUUUACAUUUCAACAAUUAUGUGGUGUUUAUAUUACGCUUUUUGUACUGAAGCAGAAAAAGAAUUCUGCCAGACUACUCUCCUUGUCCAACUCACAGAGUAGAGCAUUGCUAAUGUCUGGUUUAUUUCCAGUACAAAUAGGGAAUUCAGAUGUGAAAAUCAGUGGCAUUCCCCUUAACCUCUGCACUGUUGUUACUUUUAUUUUCUCAAACUUGAACAACCCUGAUCUCAGAAUUGUCCAUUCUAUUGGACUCCCUGUUGAUGAGGGUAGGUGGCCUUAGGUUGCAAAGAGCAGUUUUUAUUAUCAAAUUUACGUAUUCAUAGUCAAAAAUGUGUUGAUAAUAUGUAAAGCAAAGAGUCAUGGACGAUUAAUUUAUACAUCAUUGUUUUUUUUUCUUUUCUUGAAAUAUUUUCAUGGACAAGUAAAUAAAAAAGUUACAAUCC
Messenger RNA from Hippoglossus stenolepis (Pacific halibut), 7654 nucleotides. It is a transcript of the gene cblb, whose product is annotated as Cbl proto-oncogene B, E3 ubiquitin protein ligase. The transcript has 19 exons. Gene Ontology annotation, molecular function: ubiquitin protein ligase activity; SH3 domain binding; calcium ion binding. Gene Ontology annotation, biological process: cell surface receptor signaling pathway; negative regulation of epidermal growth factor-activated receptor activity. The coding region runs from base 572 to 3508 and encodes 978 amino acids. NCBI's taxonomy places the organism in Eukaryota, Metazoa, Chordata, Actinopteri, Pleuronectiformes, Pleuronectidae. Gene Ontology annotation, cellular component: membrane raft; plasma membrane. The record is from RefSeq and is a predicted model, not a curated record.